GGCACCAGAGUAAUCCUGGUCAAGUUCUUACAAGAGCCUCUCCUAUUCUCCGUAUUUUCUGCGUUGUCGAAUUAGGGUUAGGGUUUCUGUUACUCGUCUCAAUAUCGCGUAAGCGCUCUGCAACUUAACUAGACCAGCCAUCUAAGAGUACCAAUGGCGGCCGCCGUGACAGCCCUAAACACUACCAAUGCCAGGUCCUCUAAGACGGAGAGUUACGUCGACAACAAGCGCCGGGACGACAUCCGACAGGCCAACAUCCUCGCUGCCCGCGCCGUGGCUGAUGCUGUGCGCACGAGCCUCGGUCCAAAGGGCAUGGACAAGAUGAUUUCCUCAGCCAACGGGGAGGUCAUCAUUACCAACGACGGCGCCACCAUCCUUAACAAGAUGGAGGUUCUCCAGCCUGCCGCCAAAAUGCUGGUCGACCUAUCUCGAUCCCAGGAUGCCGCUGCUGGUGACGGCACCACUACCGUUGUCGUUCUUGCUGGCUCCCUUCUCCGUCGAUCCCUCUCCCUCCUCUCCGCCGGCAUACACCCUACUGUCAUCUCCGACUCCCUUUACAAACUUUCCGUUCGUGCAGUUGACGUCCUGCACUCCAUGGCUAUCCCCCUAGAGCUCUCAGAUCGCGAUUCACUUGUCAAGUCCGCCGCUACCUCCUUAAAUAGCAAGGUCGUGAGCCAGUACUCCUCCCUUCUUGCCCCUCUUGCAGUCGAUGCCGUUCUUUCCGUUGUUGAUCCUGAACAUCCUGACCUCGUUGACCUCCGUGACAUUAAGAUCGUCAAGAAGCUAGGAGGCACUGUUGACGACACUGAGCUCAUCCAUGGCCUUGUCUUCGAUAAGAAGGUAAGCCACACGGCCGGGUGCCCCACUCGCGUUGAGAACGCUAAGAUUGCAGUAAUCCAGUUCCAGAUUUCGCCGCCAAAAACGGACAUCGAGCAGAGCAUCAUCGUCUCUGACUACACCCAGAUGGAUCGGAUCCUUCGAGAAGAGCGCAACUAUAUCCUGGGCAUGGUAAAAAAGAUUAAAGCCUCAGGAUGCAAUGUGCUUCUUAUCCAGAAGAGUAUCCUUAGAGAUGCUGUCACUGAUCUUUCACUGCACUACCUUGCGGAGGCCAAAAUUCUGGUGGUGAAGGAUGUCGAGAGGGAUGAAAUUGAAUUCAUAACAAAGACUCUCAACUGUCUCCCAAUUGCUAACAUAGAGCACUUUCGUGAGGAGAAGCUAGGUCAUGCUGAUUUAGUGGAAGAGGUUUUAAUUGGUGAUGGAAGUAAGAUAAUUAAGAUUACAGGCAUCAAGGAUGUAGGAAGGACUACUACUGUGCUUGUGCGGGGUUCGAACCAGUUGAUGAUCGAUGAGGCAGAAAGGAGUCUUCACGAUGCACUUUGUGUGGUGAGAUCUCUGCAUUGAAGAUUCAACUUGUAUAGUAGCAUAGACAAGAAAGCCUUAGAGGUG
Messenger RNA from Dendrobium catenatum, 1446 nucleotides. Its product is annotated as T-complex protein 1 subunit delta-like. Gene Ontology annotation, molecular function: ATP-dependent protein folding chaperone; ATP hydrolysis activity; ATP binding. Lineage: Eukaryota; Viridiplantae; Streptophyta; Magnoliopsida; Asparagales; Orchidaceae. The record is from RefSeq and is a predicted model, not a curated record. The transcript is spliced from 2 exons. Gene Ontology annotation, biological process: protein folding. Gene Ontology annotation, cellular component: chaperonin-containing T-complex. Bases 154 to 1401 code for a protein of 415 amino acids.